Molecule: messenger RNA, 2588 nt
Organism: Gymnodraco acuticeps
Lineage: Eukaryota; Metazoa; Chordata; Actinopteri; Perciformes; Bathydraconidae
Gene: clic4
Product: chloride intracellular channel 4
Source: RefSeq, a predicted model, not a curated record
CCGUUGCUUCUUCUUCCCUCCCGCCUCCUCAUCACACUCCAGCAUAGCCGCGCGCCUCUACGAUGUGUUUGUAGCCCAGCGUGAUUAAAGUCAUACCGUAAUAUUAAAAAUAGUUGUGUAUCUGGCUUUCACCACUGCCUCCUCGUCCGUUUGGCUUAACAGACUCUUGUGUUCCCAGCACCGGGUCCUCCUCGGGGAGAAAACGCGCCUACUUGGGCUCCAGUGCGGAAAAAAAGAAAGAAGAGGUGGACAACAGGACUGAGCUAAGUCGGGCGUGGUAGCAAGAAAAAACUCAUCUUUGUUAGCAAAAACUUCCGAAAGAAGCACCAUAAUGUCGCUGUCGGUACCGCAGAACGGAGUAAAGUCAGACGACGAGCCCGUUAUCGAGCUGUUUGUGAAGGCAGGAAGUGAUGGCGAGAGCAUCGGAAACUGCCCCUUCUCCCAGAGGCUCUUCAUGAUCCUGUGGCUUAAAGGAGUCGUCUUCAACGUCACCACAGUGGACCUCAAGAGGAAGCCAGCCGACCUCCAGAACCUGGCCCCGGGCACACACCCCCCCUUCAUCACCUUCAACGGCGAGGUCAAAACUGACGUCAACAAGAUCGAGGAGUUUCUUGAGGAUGUCCUCUCCCCACCCAAGUACAUCAAGCUUGGUGCCAGACACCCAGAGUCAAACACAGCUGGGAUGGACAUCUUCGCCAAGUUUUCAGCAUUCAUUAAGAACUCCAAACCAGAUGCAAAUGAGGGUCUGGAGCGCGGCCUCAUGAAGACGCUGCAGAAGCUGGACGAGUAUCUUUCGUCACCGCUGCCCGACGAGAUCGACCACAACAGCAGCGAGGACGUCAAGGUCUCCAGCCGCAAGUUCCUGGACGGGGAUGAGAUGACCCUGGCCGACUGUAACCUGCUGCCAAAGCUGCACAUAGUCAAGGUGGUGGCCAAUAAGUACAGAGGCUUUGAAAUCCCCAAAGAGAUGAGCUCCAUCUGGAAGUACCUGAACAUCGCCUACACGCGCGAAGAGUUCACCAACACCUGCCCCAGCGACAAAGAGAUCGAGAUCGCCUACGGAGACGUAGCCAAGAGGCUGGUCAAAUAAGCUCCCGUGUCCAUCCAUCCCUCACCCCUAACCCCCCCCCCCCUCUCUCUCACACCCUCCACCCCGGGACUGAUGUGCUCAUUCACGAGAAAGAAAUAACUUUGGACUUCUUUUCCUUCUCUCAUCUAAAGCGAAGCCCAAUGCAUGAACCGUUCUCAAUCCCUUUUUUUUUCUUUCUCCGAAGACCUACUUUUUUUGUUGAUUCAGCAAAAGUCCACGGUUGUUCCGUCCUUAAUUUACUUUUGUUUUUCAUAGGCCGAUGAAUGUUGCUCGGCCACGUGAGAAGCAGCCAGACAUGUGUAUUAGCGCUUAUCAAUAUAUAAUUGACCUUCGAGGUGACCUUCCCUCUGGAGCAGGGGGAAGGUCACAAGCUGUUGUUAAUUUCCUGUUGUCUGUUUAAUAUUGAAAUGGCUCUUUCUAGGAUUGCUUUAGGAUGAACACUGAGAAGCAGUUUUCCCGGUCUUUUGGCUUACUAAGAGGCAUUGUAAACAGUGUUUUUUUUCUACGCUCAAGUAUUUGACAAGUAGAAGCAAAUCCAAACCAGAGUGGUUGGCAUAUCAAGUGAGAGACGCUUUAUUUUAAUGUUGAGCGACUCAACUCAAUCAAAGAUAAUUGUAACUGCAGGUAAAGCUACCUGGUAUCCAUGCUCUGAUUUCCUCAUUGCCUCAAAUUGGCAAAAGUCUUGUAGCUCAGCUCUGGAGAAUUGGAGGGAAUCUCCUGUACGUGCUGCAGGAAUCGGGAUAAAUCUAACCUGAGGUGAAGAAAUAAUCAACCCCAUGUAGCUUACAGAUAUCUAAGGUGUAGAUGUCCAGACAUAGCAAAGCUCUUUGACUCGUCUUCUCUUGUGAAGCAUGAAGGAAAGUCGUGCUGACUGUAGCCGUAGUUUGGAUUACACAUGGAGGAGCAAAAAGGGCACAUUAUACUGGUCUCACUGUGGAUGAAAUGACUCCGGCUAUGUAAAAAAAGAUCCACACACUCUGUUUCCUUCUCCAUAGCAUACAGAAUGAAGGACACUAAUGUGCAGUCAGUAAAAGGCGGCACAAAACAUAUUUAUGUCAAAAGAGGAGAGUAGCAAUGAAACGAAUACCUGUCUCUUCAGUAUGUAGAUCUCUGUGGUAGUGAAUGUAUGUGAUGAUACAGUAGCUCCAAAAGUGCUUUAAUGCGGAUUAAGCAAAAACAUGUUUUGUUUUCUCUCAUUUGCCAUGUUUUUUCAGACAUUUUGUUAUUAAACAAAUUUGAUUACAAAAAAAAGGAAUUGUAAAUAUUUGUUUUGCUCGCUCAGAAUUCAAUGCGUACAUUUUAUACAUUUCAUCUGAAUUUUGAGGGGAACAAGCUCAUUUCUUGCUUGCUUGGAAUUGAAUUCAAACCAUCUCCUCUUGCCUUACCUGUUUUUCUUUACAACAUGAUGUUGUACAAAGAAAAUAUACAAGCUAUGUCAUGGAUUUUUAUUUUUCUUAACAAUAUUGACUGAAUUUAAAUAAACUUCUUGGCACUCUGA